UUCCAGCUGUUCCCUCUUCACUUGGCUUCCUCUCCCACGAGGCGGUACCAUCCCCGUCACCGCCUUCUGCCACGUCGCAGGCCCACUUUCCGCAAUGGAUCAUCCUUCGGUCCUGGAACCGUCGCGGGCCUCAUCUCGACGUGGGAGGACGCGGUGCCCUACGUGGUGUGGGGCCACGUCCUCGUCUUCGUGUGCCUCCUGGUGCAAGAAGGGGGCUUCCGAGAUCGACAGCGUGAUCUACCCGAUCGCCAUCCGGUUCGACCCCCGCUACGGCGACCCCUUCUGGUACCAGGACACCUUCGGCCAGUACAUCCUGAGCAUGAUGACGUCAUGGGCCAUCGUGUGCGACGUGUGGUACCUUCCGCCCACGCGCAGGGGCCCCAGGGAGUCGGGGGCGGCCUUCGUGAGCAGAGUACAGGGCUUGAUCGCUCACAAGGGAGGCUUCGUCCAGUUGGCUUGGGACGGAUCUAGACCUUCCAGAACACAAAGAAUAAGGCAUGGAGAAGAAAACAAGAAGAAUGGAAACAAGCGCAACAGAGAGAAUAUGCGAGACACUUGAGUGAUACAUGUGAGGAAAGUGAGAAGCGAGGGGAAGAGAAGAGGGGCGACUAUGAUGAGAAAAGAAGAGGAUAAGAGAAAA
This is a messenger RNA of Penaeus vannamei (Pacific white shrimp), 640 nucleotides long. RefSeq names its product glycerol-3-phosphate acyltransferase 4-like. Gene Ontology annotation, cellular component: endoplasmic reticulum. Gene Ontology annotation, biological process: triglyceride biosynthetic process. The record is from RefSeq and is a predicted model, not a curated record. Gene Ontology annotation, molecular function: glycerol-3-phosphate O-acyltransferase activity. NCBI's taxonomy places the organism in Eukaryota, Metazoa, Arthropoda, Malacostraca, Decapoda, Penaeidae.